AGGAAGGCGAGCGUUUGGCACGCCCGCCUAUGUGGCGAGGCAUUUCCUUAACGUAACCUGCGCGUGGAGGGAAGGAAAUAAGGUGUACGACCCGUAGUUCUACGUUGCUCUCGUUUCCAUUUGUUGAUCCGCCUUUAUUCUUUACCAGCUGCUGUUUUUAGAAGUUUUGCGCCAGCGUAUUGUGCCAGCAAAAGGUGACUGGACUUGUUGUGCCUACCUUCCCUCUGAGUUAUCGUCCGACGAUGUUUCAGCCGACGUGCUAGAAGAACAAUUGUUGCUACCUUUAUUCUGUUCCGUUGCUACGUCUACCACGCAAGUGCAACACGACAUGGCUUCGAGACCGAGCACGAUGUCACCUCCCGGCAAGCCGGGCGACCGCCCGACUUCUUCCUCGUCUCUACCGCCGGCAGAGGACGAACCCGCACCGCUGUCCAACUUUGCGCAAUGGGUGCAGCGUGUCAUUCUCGCGCUCGGGGUAACCGUUGGUGAAAAGGAGUUGCAGUUGGCCGGCAUGGUGGAAGAAGCGACCACAGAUACGGUUUUUGGAUCGCUUUCCCUCGUUUUCAUGAUUCUGCAGCAAAACAUUACAGCCUGGACAGACGUUAGAAAAGAGGCGGGUGAUUUUAAAGUGAUUUUAUAGAGAGGGGGCGCGUUAGGUCUUUGAUUUUCCAAGCUCGCCGGCCUUGCCUGCACUAGGCGCGUGGUGGGUAUUUGCCUGAGUAGGCUAAGGAAUUGCGGCGGGCACUGCAUUGUGUCGGCGCUGUUUGUCCGGUGGAUUUCGAAAAAAAACACGUCGCAAAAACAUCGCGAGCAACACGAAAAGAACGCGCUUUCAACACCACUGCGCUUUUCUUCUUUCGCUUAUGAAUUUGCUUCGUCGUUUUUGUGCGUGGAUGUUGCAAAAGGCCAGCCAAAAAAAAACACCGAGCGCCAUCGUGAAUAAUUUUAAACCGCAUGCUACGGCGUCAUCUUAAAAAAGCCGCUGUUUUGCGGGUCCAAAAAGUUGCACAAAAGUUGCUGGUGACUUUACAACAAAAAAAGAUGCUUUGGCUCUCCAUUUUGGAGCCAAAAUAUCGACCAUAGCGUGCGGGUUGCCGGGACGCAGCCCGUAAAGUCACCGCAAAGUCACCCUAAAGUCACCGCUAAAGUCACCAACAUCCGGACGGCAAAAAUUCCAAACCCAAUCCGCAUUGCAAAUUGCCGACUUGGCCGAGUAGAAUUCGCAUCGAAAAAGUGCCAAUCUCGGUGGUAGUAGGGACAUCGGCAAGACUUAGCGGCGUCAGUUUUGGUCUCGUGUGCCGAAAAAAGCAGCGCAAAAAUUGAGAGCGCUCGCCGCGUUGCAAAUUGCGCAUUUUGCCUUCAGAAUUUUUAAAAAUUAUGCCUCAAAUGCCGAUGGUAUGGUGCUUGUUUUUUGGCCCUCCUUUGUCUCCUCUUGUUGGUAUCUUCUCCUUUGCUCUCAGGGACAAAAGUAGAGAAAUCUUCUGAAGGCCAUGAGGCGUCUUUUUUUCGGCACCAUGCUUGAGAGUAUAGCCCUAAAAUCACUGGAAAAUCACCUAUAGAGAGUCUAACGGGUGUCCAAGCUCUAAGCAAAACAGCGACACGCGCGGCAGUCUCUGUCUGUACUACCUGGAAAAUGUCCUGUACGCGCACCCAAAUGCGUUGGCUUUAUACUUCACGCCCGACAUGGUCCCUAUUCUGUUUUCCACCAGUGGCGACGGCGGUGGAGAUGACCUGCGUGCAGGGGUGCUACUCUGGCGGCUGCUGAAGUACAAGUACGAGUCCUCCGGGCAGACCUACCCGUGCGAAUUGGAGGCGUACAAGCUUCUGCGCAUUUUGGAAAAGAGGAACAGCACGAAAGUGGUUCGAAAAUUUUCGCCCUCCUGCAUCCGGUACAUUCUGGUGAAAAUUUGGGCCGACAUUGAGCCAUCCCGGCGCGUCGUGGAAAAAUUAUCGGACCGCCAGCGGCGGGAAGACGAGAUGAAUGGGAAGUUCAAUAGCCCGGUAAACACCAAAUCUAAGCCUCAGCUCGCUGACGACCACCCGGCGGACGACUUGUCGUUCGUGAGGCCAAAGAAACAAAACACGACGGCGGUCACGAACCCCACGACCGUCAUGCUGGACGUCUGCAUGCACUGGUUGGCGGAGACGGAGGAGCCGCCGGAGAGCAAAGCGCCGCUGCUGGAGCUGCUUCGAUCGGUCGUCAAGGGCCAGAGCGCGGUGGAAAUGACGUCCCAGCUCCUGACCCGGUUCUUCGCGCUGCUUUCCUCAACCGCGGUCACGGGGUCUUUGUCGGACGACCUGCAGUUUUCGCUCGCAUUGGUCGACUGGGCGGAGAUCGGGGCGAUUUUACCCGCUCUGUUGCAGCCGUUUGGGGAGGACAAACUGGUCGCGAUUUGGACGUUCCUCUGCACCAUGCACCCCGUGAAACUCCCCGAGCCACUGCAGAUCAACCCGUCCUGGCACUUCUUCAAGGCGGAACAGCCAUUAAUUCGCUUCCAGAAGCUGCUCGCGCAGCACUUCUUCCAGCGGAGCUACCGUUUAGGUGGGUCAGCCUUGGCGGUGCUGCUGUCGUUAGCCACGACGGAACAAACCGGUGUCGUCGCCGUGCGUUUGUUGGACGAGCUUGGCGUCGCAGGAAACUACGAAACGUUUCUCCGGGCGUUGCGCGAGAAAGCGGCAAUCCAUUUGGAGGUUUUGGAUGACGACGACGAGGAGGAGAAGGAGGAAGGGGGAAAUUUUUAUGCAGGUGGCUCGUCCAUGUUUAAGAAAGGACCCGCCGCACUGAUCCAGCAGAUUGACGUCGCCUUGGGUGAAGAACAACCAGCACCGCCAGCAGCAAACACAUCAAGCUUUAGACCGCGAAGCGAAAGCGAGCUGAAUUUGCUCGGGCGAAAAAUUCAUCCAUCCGAUAUAAUCGCCGGUGGGGGCGCCGCAACAUCAUCUUCAGCCGUUUUUGGAAAUCAUGAGCACCGGCCAAACAAGCUUUCGGCACUUUUCAGCGAGUGCUUUCAGUCCGUGCCGAACGCGGCGAGAAACACGUUCUUGCUGCAGAAACAGAAUCAACACCUGCUCGCCGAAAAGCUGCGGUCUGCGAACCAGAACAAACUGAAGCAGUUGAACCAGCACGCGGUCGACCGCGGCACGCUGGAAUUGAACGAGCUUUUUCGGGAAAAUCUAGCGUUGACGCAGCAGAUUUCCUGGAAACAGAUGGAGAUCGCAAAUGAAAACUUGAAGUCUUGGGAGAAACUGCAGAAGGGCAUCGAGGAGGAGGAGAGGCAGAACGCCGCCUCGCCGAAAAAGCGGAAGCCCGCACCUCUGCCCGCCCAGUACCGCUUCAUUUCGCCCGCCGAGGCCGGGCCGCAGAUUCGGAUGGGGCUGCCAGACGAUUCCGCGAGCGUGCAGUUUGGGCAGUCACGGUCGGGGAUACGGAACAGCAACAAUACCUGCUUUGUGAAUACGGUUUUGCAAGCGUUAUUCCACACCGACGCGUUCGUCUCGACCUUGUUUCGUUUCCGGCUCCGUCAGCCGGACCGGUCCGUCGACGAGGCGCAGUACCAGCUCGGGGCAGAACUCCUGCGGCAGUUGCAAUUUUUGUUCGGCAUGUUGCUGAUCACGGCGAGGCCGCACGUCGACAUCGAGAGCCUGCUCAGCGUUUUACCCUCCGUCGAGUUUCCCAAGGGAGAGCAGCAGGACGCGGGCGAAUUUCUGCGGUUCCUGUUCGACAAGCUCGGCGGGUUUCAGCAGGGCCUGAUCCGGCAAAGUUUCGCGGGGGAGUUGAGCGAAGUCACGAAGUGCGCGGACUGCGGCUACGAGAAACGACGCCCGGAAACCUUCACGGAGAUCAUUCUGCCGGUGCCGGACGUUCCGGGGAAGAGCGUCCAGCAAUUACUCGGGGAAAAGUUAGACCGAAAGCGGAUGCAGGACGCGCUCACCUGCAGCCAGUGCGGCAGCAAAAACUGCCCUGAGACGUGGAGCGAGAUCCGCAGCCCGCCCCGGCAACUGGUGAUCGCCUUGAUCCGCUUCGAUUUCCGCAUGGACCAGGGGGGCUUGGUGAAACUGAAGACGCCGGUGCAGAUCUCGCAGACGCUGCAAUUGGGCCAGUUUGCGUACGAGUUUUACUUCAGUAUCCAGCACUGCGGCGCCACCGCGGACUCGGGACACUACACGGCGUUUGGGAAGCGCAGCGACGUCAGCGCGAAUGCCGGAGGUGGGACGACCUACUGGAAAUUCGACGAUUCGCAAGUGAAACCCUCGUCCUGGGCGGAGCUCCAACAGAUGGCGUCAGGGUCUUCGGACGACACGCCUUACUUGCUGUUUUACCGCUGCGCGUCCGCACCCGUGGAACCGGACCCCUUGCUGCCGGCAAUGUACCUUGACAUGUUGCAACAGGAAGACAGAAGGCAGAUUCAAAUGACCAGCUGAUUGUGGAAGUGCGAAGGCAAACUCGUUGUGCUACGAGUUUGGCCUCUGAAGGAAUAUCAAUAUGAAUAUUUCAAUCGAUAAGUUGUACAGCGCUAUAAUAAAAUAUGUUGACAGUUCCAGGUUGACAGUCGCUGGAACAUGACGAAAACCUUAGAGCGAGGUAACAAAUGUGCCGUUAACUCGCGCCCGCGAGUUAAGCCUCCGGCCGGCCGGCCGGGCGGUUAGCUCGCAGUUUGAGCCGGUCUCAACUUCUUAACCGACCCAAUUCUCUCGGUUUGAGACCGAAGACUCUGAACCGGUCUCAACUUCUCUCGGUUUGAGACCGGCUCAAACCGCGAGCUAACCGCCCGGCCGGCCGGCCGGAGGCUUAACUCGCGGGCGCGAGUUAACGGCACAUUUGUUACCUCACUCUUACAAUAAAGGGCAUUUCAAUUCAAGUAUGCGGGCCUCGCGAUUGCAAGGCAGCGUGGUGACCCUGAGCGUCGAUAGUGUUUUCUCAAAGACAUUCGUGUCAAAGCACGCCGCUUUCUUCACAAUGUAACUAAACGCGUA
Molecule: messenger RNA, 4974 nt
Organism: Amoebophrya sp. A120
Lineage: Eukaryota; Dinophyceae; Syndiniales; Amoebophryaceae
Source: the annotation of a GenBank genome assembly